AUGCAUACGAUUUGUAUCUUUUUGUGUUUGUUUAUCAAUUUCGUCGUUUCGUACGAAGUUGUUCCCAUCUCAUCGGAGCUAUGGAUGCAAACAUAUUCCGCGCAUUGGGAUGAUGCAUCGCAAAGUCUUUAUUUUGUGGAUUAUUUGAGCAAAAGUCGCGCAAUAAAUAGGUAUGACAUAGCCAAAGAUAAGGUUUACUCUGCGUCUGUUGAAGGCAUUGAACCAGUUGCAUUUAUUCUUCCACUGAAAAAAUGCUGCAAUCGUUUCCUUAUAGGUGACGAACUCUCCGUAAAGGUGAUCGAAUGGGAUGGCAAAGACAAAAAGGCGAGAAUAGUUCGAGAGGAAUUCAAUGUGGAAAAAUAUGAGGGCGAUGCACCGAAUUCACUCAGCAUUGCUAGAGCUUCGCCCAACUGUGAAUUCUAUGGAGGAACACUCAUUACCGAUUUUUGUGGUGCAACAAAGGCUGGAAAUGCUUCUCUUUAUCACUACAGCAAAUGUUGUGGAGUCAAGCAAAUAUGGGGUGAUCUAUUGCUUUCGGCUGGUUUGGAUUGGAAUGUAGAUGAAAAUAAAUUCUAUCACAUUGAUUCAUGCAAACGUGAGCUUCGGGAGUAUGACUGGGAUUCAAAAACCGGUAAAAUACAAUACUAUCCGGUUGGACUUACCGUUGACACGGAUGGAUUCGUGUAUGUUGCCAUGUAUUAUGGCGGUGCGGUUUUGAAAGUCGAUCCAAGAUCAUCAAAAUUGGUGAAGGAAAUUGAAAUACCGGCGAAGAUUGUUUCUUCGGUCGCGUUUGGAGGAAAACAUCUGGAUACACUCUUUGUGACCUCUGGUGGAAGAGGUUACAAUUUCAAUACUGGAGAUCUUACAAACAAGAGAUAUCGUGGCGAAAGUGGAUCAGUUUUCAUGGUGAAAGAUCUGAAUGCAAAAGGAUUCCCUGGAAGAAGCGUGUGUUUGUAACCGCUUGAAUUGCUUUUUCAAUUUUAAAUUAUAAACAUUUUCAUUGGAUGAUCAUGAACUUUGGUUCAAUCUUUCUGGUGCACAGUUAUAAACAAAGCUUGCUAAAAGAGCA
Molecule: messenger RNA, 1069 nt
Organism: Sitodiplosis mosellana (orange wheat blossom midge)
Lineage: Eukaryota; Metazoa; Arthropoda; Insecta; Diptera; Cecidomyiidae
Product: regucalcin-like
Exons: 5
Coding region: 1-957 (318 amino acids)
Biological process (GO): L-ascorbic acid biosynthetic process
Molecular function (GO): gluconolactonase activity; calcium ion binding
Source: RefSeq, a predicted model, not a curated record